AUGCUACAAGCAGCUAUUGGAAAGAUUGUGGGAUUUGCGGUCAACCGACCCAUCCACACAGUUGUCCUGACGUCCAUCGUGGCGUCAACCGCAUACCUCGCCAUCCUCGACAUUGCCAUCCCGGGUUUCGAGGGCACACAACCCAUCUCAUACUACCACCCUGCAGCAAAAUCUUACGACAACCCUGCUGAUUGGACCCACAUUGCAGAGGCCGACAUCCCUUCAGACGCCUACCGACUUGCAUUUGCCCAGAUCCGUGUCAGUGAUGUUCAGGGCGGAGAGGCCCCCACCAUCCCUGGCGCCGUGGCCGUGUCUGAUCUCGACCACAGAAUCGUCAUGGACUACAAACAGUGGGCCCCCUGGACCGCCAGCAACGAGCAGAUCGCCUCGGAGAACCACAUCUGGAAGCACUCCUUCAAGGACCACGUGGCCUUCAGCUGGAUCAAGUGGUUCCGAUGGGCCUACCUGCGUUUGUCCACUCUCAUCCAGGGGGCAGACAACUUCGACAUUGCCGUGGUCGCCCUUGGCUAUCUUGCCAUGCACUACACCUUCUUCAGUCUCUUCCGAUCCAUGCGAAAGGUUGGCUCGCACUUUUGGCUUGCCUCCAUGGCUCUGGUCUCUUCCACCUUCGCUUUCCUGCUUGCGGUGGUGGCUUCCUCUAGCCUGGGUUACCGACCUAGCAUGAUCACCAUGUCCGAGGGCCUGCCCUUCCUCGUGGUCGCCAUUGGCUUUGACCGAAAGGUCAACCUGGCUAGCGAGGUGCUCACAUCCAAGAGCAGCCAGCUCGCUCCCAUGGUGCAGGUGAUCACAAAGAUCGCCUCCAAGGCGCUGUUUGAGUACAGCCUUGAGGUGGCCGCCCUGUUUGCUGGCGCCUAUACCGGAGUUCCUCGACUGUCCCAGUUUUGCUUCUUAUCUGCUUGGAUCCUCAUCUUCGACUACAUGUUUUUGCUGACCUUCUACUCUGCUGUCCUUGCUAUCAAGUUUGAGAUCAAUCACAUUAAGCGAAACCGAAUGAUCCAGGAUGCUCUCAAGGAGGAUGGUGUAUCUGCUGCUGUUGCCGAGAAGGUAGCCGACUCUUCUCCCGACGCCAAGCUCGACCGAAAGUCCGACGUUUCUCUUUUUGGAGCCUCUGGCGCCAUUGCGGUGUUCAAGAUCUUCAUGGUCCUUGGGUUCCUUGGUCUCAACCUCAUCAACCUGACUGCCAUCCCUCACCUUGGCAAGGCGGCCGCCGCUGCCCAGUCUGUGACUCCCAUCACCCUCUCCCCCGAGCUUCUCCAUGCCAUCCCCGCCUCUGUGCCCGUUGUUGUCACCUUUGUGCCCAGCGUUGUGUACGAGCACUCCCAGCUCAUUCUGCAGCUGGAGGACGCCCUCACUACCUUCCUGGCUGCCUGCUCCAAAACUAUUGGUGACCCCGUCAUCUCCAAGUACAUCUUCCUGUGCCUGAUGGUCUCCACCGCCCUGAACGUCUACCUGUUUGGAGCCACCCGAGAAGUUGUGCGAACCCAGUCUGUGAAGGUGGUUGAGAAGCACGUUCCUAUCGUCAUUGAGAAGCCCAGCGAGAAGGAGGAGGACACCUCUUCUGAAGACUCCAUUGAGCUGACUGUCGGAAAGCAGCCCAAGCCCGUGACCGAGACCCGUUCUCUGGACGACCUAGAGGCUAUCAUGAAGGCAGGUAAGACCAAGCUUCUGGAGGACCACGAGGUUGUCAAGCUCUCUCUCGAGGGCAAGCUUCCUUUGUAUGCUCUUGAGAAGCAGCUUGGUGACAACACCCGAGCUGUUGGCAUCCGACGAUCUAUCAUCUCCCAGCAGUCUAAUACCAAGACUUUAGAGACCUCAAAGCUUCCUUACCUGCACUACGACUACGACCGUGUUUUUGGAGCCUGUUGCGAGAACGUUAUUGGUUACAUGCCUCUCCCCGUUGGUGUUGCUGGCCCCAUGAACAUUGAUGGCAAGAACUACCACAUUCCUAUGGCCACCACUGAGGGUUGUCUUGUUGCCUCAACCAUGCGAGGUUGCAAGGCCAUCAACGCCGGUGGCGGUGUUACCACUGUGCUUACUCAGGACGGUAUGACACGAGGUCCUUGUGUUUCCUUCCCCUCUCUCAAGCGGGCUGGAGCCGCUAAGAUCUGGCUUGAUUCCGAGGAGGGUCUCAAGUCCAUGCGAAAGGCCUUCAACUCCACCUCUCGAUUUGCUCGUCUCCAGUCUCUUCACUCUACCCUUGCUGGUAACCUGCUGUUUAUUCGAUUCCGAACCACCACUGGUGAUGCCAUGGGCAUGAACAUGAUCUCCAAGGGCGUCGAACACUCUCUGGCCGUCAUGGUCAAGGAGUACGGCUUCCCUGAUAUGGACAUUGUGUCUGUCUCGGGUAACUACUGCACUGACAAGAAGCCCGCAGCGAUCAACUGGAUCGAAGGCCGAGGCAAGAGUGUUGUUGCCGAAGCCACCAUCCCUGCUCACAUUGUCAAGUCUGUUCUCAAAAGUGAGGUUGACGCUCUUGUUGAGCUCAACAUCAGCAAGAAUCUGAUCGGUAGUGCCAUGGCUGGCUCUGUGGGAGGUUUCAAUGCACACGCCGCAAACCUGGUGACCGCCAUCUACCUUGCCACUGGCCAGGAUCCUGCUCAGAAUGUCGAGUCUUCCAACUGCAUCACGCUGAUGAGCAACGUCGACGGUAACCUGCUCAUCUCCGUUUCCAUGCCUUCUAUCGAGGUCGGUACCAUUGGUGGAGGUACUAUUUUGGAGCCCCAGGGGGCUAUGCUGGAGAUGCUUGGCGUGCGAGGUCCUCACAUCGAGACCCCCGGUGCCAACGCCCAACAGCUUGCUCGCAUCAUUGCUUCUGGAGUUCUUGCAGCGGAGCUUUCGCUGUGUUCUGCUCUUGCUGCCGGCCAUCUUGUGCAAAGUCAUAUGACCCACAACCGGUCCCAGGCUCCUACUCCGGCCAAGCAGUCUCAGGCCGAUCUGCAGCGUCUACAAAACGGUUCGAAUAUUUGCAUACGGUCAUAG
This is a messenger RNA of Yarrowia lipolytica CLIB122, 3000 nucleotides long. RefSeq lists its product as uncharacterized. Lineage: Eukaryota; Fungi; Ascomycota; Dipodascomycetes; Dipodascales. Gene Ontology annotation, molecular function: hydroxymethylglutaryl-CoA reductase (NADPH) activity; protein binding. The record is from RefSeq and is a predicted model, not a curated record. Gene Ontology annotation, biological process: coenzyme A metabolic process; isoprenoid biosynthetic process; ergosterol biosynthetic process. Gene Ontology annotation, cellular component: peroxisomal membrane; endoplasmic reticulum membrane.